Exserohilum turcica Et28A is the source of this 2636-nucleotide messenger RNA. RefSeq lists its product as uncharacterized. The record is from RefSeq and is a predicted model, not a curated record. The transcript has 5 exons. NCBI's taxonomy places the organism in Eukaryota, Fungi, Ascomycota, Dothideomycetes, Pleosporales, Pleosporaceae. The coding region runs from base 100 to 2517 and encodes 805 amino acids. Gene Ontology annotation, biological process: activation of GTPase activity. Gene Ontology annotation, molecular function: GTPase activator activity.
UAUGCUAUCCUGCACAUAUCCGCAAACACUCGACCUACACACCCAUAUCAUCUACUCCGCAGCCUUGCACAGCUGACCCCAACGGCUGCCUAGCCCCGCAUGGCUUCCCCGACACUGGCGCCACCCUCUCCGUCGGCGAGCUUCUACGACUUGAGCGAUGACGAGGAGGGCGAGUACAACACCAUACGUCAUACCAGCACUGGCAAGGGAGUCAAGCUGCUGUAUACAAAGAGCAAAGUCUACGUCCAUCCCACGCCCUCGUCCAAAGACAACAUCCCCGGAUUCAUAGCCCUCAUACAGCAACGCUCCAACCGGGCUGCCGCCGAUGCGCGUCCUGCUUCGUCGUCGUCCGCCCGAAGCAUCAGCGCCUCGUCGCUGCUCCUUUGCUGGAUUCCAGAGUCGAGCCUCGGCGAUGCAUACGAUACAUACGUCAAGGUCGAUCUCUCCGACUCGUCGUCGCCGCCCAAACAGUCGUACCUUGUUCCGCCGCCUCCCACACCGUCCACACACUCGGUAGCCCCCGGAUAUGCGUUUGCGCUGCCCGUCAGCGAGAUAUAUUCCAUCCUCAUACGGCCACCGAGCAUCGGAUGGUGGUUUGGAAGCAUCGUCGUCAACACGCGGGCUGGCGACAGCUUUCCCGCGCUCUUCUUCCAUGACAGCGAGUGCCAGUCGACCAUUAUGCAGAGGAAGAAGCUUGCAAAGGAGAGCUUCGAUCCGUUUGGCGACGGAGGCGGCAUGUUCUGGGGCGGCGACGAGGUGCUCCGGUGGCUGAAGCGAUACGUCACAGUCGAGCGAUCCGGCGCCGACCCGAGCAUAUAUCUCAUCGACCCUACCGAGGAAGACAAAAAGUCGUUUGGCAAGGGCGUGGCGCCGGCAAAGAGCACCGAGGGACAGGCAGAGGCUUCUUCUUCGCAGAGUGGCAAGAGAGACGGGGGCAUGGAUCCAGUCACCAAGGCGCUCAAGGAGGCGAGAUGGAAUUUCCUCGAGAAACUCAGCCAAGUCACCACGUUUACCCGGAGAACCGCGCAGGCUGUUGCAGACAACCCCAAGAUUCCGCCUCAAGUUAGGCGCUUGAUCCAGAACCCGGAGGUGCAAACGCUGCAAGAGGAGUUUGAUAGCGCGCGGCUGUAUCUGGCAAGAUGGGCCAUGGGCAUCGCGGAGCAGAGCGAAAGAGAGCGGAACCAGCGCAUAUGGACGGCAAAGGAUGUCUUGGCCAUGGAGGAAAGCGAUGUCGGCGACUUUGAGAUUCUGGACAUGGACAAGAUGACUAUGGCUGAUCGGAGAAAACCAGUCACCCUGACCGAAUGGAAGGGCUUCUUCGACCCCAAGGGACGACUGCAGUUGACACCGGAUGAAGUCAAGGAACGCAUCUUUCACGGCGGUCUGGAUCCUGACGACGGCGUGCGCAAAGAAGCGUGGCUAUUCCUUCUGGGCGUAUAUGAAUGGGAGAGUUCCGAGGAGGAGCGGCGCGCCCACGUCAACAGCCUUCGCGACGAGUACAUUCGGCUCAAGGGCGCAUGGUGGGAGCGCAUGGUUGAAGGCCAGCACACGCAAGAGCAAGAAGAAUGGUGGAGGGAGCAAAAGAACAGGAUAGAAAAAGAUGUACAUCGCACAGAUCGUAAUAUUCCCAUCUUCAGCGGCGAGGAUAUCCCCCAUCCUGAUCCUGACUCGCCCUUCGCCGACGUUGGCACCAAUGUCCACUUGGAGCAGAUGAAGGACAUGCUGCUUACGUACAACGAGUACAACAAGGAUCUUGGUUAUGUGCAGGGUAUGAGCGAUUUGCUCGCACCCAUCUACGCAGUCAUGCAGGACGAUGCAAUUGCCUUUUGGGGCUUCGUCGGGUUCAUGGCUCGCAUGGAGCGAAACUUUCUGCGCGACCAGUCUGGCAUGCGCAAGCAACUUAUGACGCUUGACCACCUGGUACAGCUCAUGGACCCCAAGCUCUACCUACAUCUCCAGUCUGCCGACUCGACAAACUUCUUCUUCUUCUUCCGCAUGCUGCUUGUUUGGUAUAAACGCGAGUUUGACUGGCCUGAUGUACUGCGGCUAUGGGAGUCUCUGUGGACAGACUACCUGAGCAGCAACUUUCACAUCUUCAUUGCGCUAGCCAUACUGGAGAAGCAUCGGGAGAUUAUCAUGGCGCAUCUCCAGCACUUUGACGAGGUGCUUAAAUAUGUCAAUGAGCUUUCCGGUACCAUGGACCUGGAGUCGACACUCGUCCGCGCCGAGUCCCUCUUCAAGAGGUUCCAGCGCACGGUAGAGACAAUCGAUAAGAAGGGCAACUUUCCCUCGGCGCCGCAAGCUAGGCAACGGAAGCUAGCUGCGGCAGUGGUUGCUGGCCCGGGCCGUGCGCCGCAAGAUCAAGCGACUAGCUCGGGUACCGAUAAGGGCAAGCGGGUUGGCGAAGAUGAACAAGAUACGAGGGUCAUCAGUCCAGAGCUUCGGGUAUUACUCAGCCGAAAAAUAAAGCUUGAAAAAGAUGCAAUCCAGGGGAAUAGCGGUGGGACUGGCAAGUAGGUUUGGUAGAGCGGGAUUUUCAUUCACAUAGGGCGUUUGGGAGAGUAGGGCACAUGAAGGCAUUCACUGCGGUUGGGUUGUUUGAUAGAGGGCCGUUGACGGCAGUAUGCUCUACAUUC